Messenger RNA from Drosophila grimshawi, 1556 nucleotides. RefSeq names its product proton-coupled amino acid transporter-like protein pathetic. Bases 7 to 1443 code for a protein of 478 amino acids. Gene Ontology annotation, cellular component: vacuolar membrane. Gene Ontology annotation, biological process: amino acid transmembrane transport. Lineage: Eukaryota; Metazoa; Arthropoda; Insecta; Diptera; Drosophilidae. Gene Ontology annotation, molecular function: amino acid transmembrane transporter activity. The record is from RefSeq and is a predicted model, not a curated record. The transcript is spliced from 6 exons.
GCCAAAAUGGAUGCAGAGGCACCAAGCAUUCCGCAGGCAACAACAGCACAAAGCACUCGGAAUCAGAAUCUGAAUCAUAAUCAGAAUAAUGGAAAGAUGACAACGAGUUUCGCACCAGCGACCGAUGGAUCAUCGUUGGCAACAGCAGCUAACCCAAAGCCAGACUCUGGCAAUGGGGAGGAUUAUCACCCGCCCACAAGCUACCUGGAGACAAUUGUGCAUCUGUUCAAGGGGAACAUUGGACCCGGUCUCUUUGCCAUGGGCGAUGCAUUCAAGAAUGGUGGUCUGGUUGUGGCACCGCUGCUCACCAUCCUGAUAGCCGUCAUCAGCAUUCACUGCCAGCACGUGCUCAUCGCCUGCUCGAAGAAGAUGAGGGAUCUGCGAGGGGACGCGGUCUGUGCCGACUAUGCAGCCACUGUGGAGAUGUGCUUCGAGAAUGGUCCGAUGAAGUUGCGCGGCUGGUCGCGCACCAUGGGUCGUCUGGUGGAUGUGUUCAUCUGUGUUACCCAGCUGGGAUUCUGUUGCAUCUACUUUGUGUUCAUCAGCACCAAUCUGAAGCAGAUCCUGAAAGCUUAUGGCAUUGAGAUGGAUGUGCAUCUGGUGAUGCUGCUGGCCCUGCUCCCGGUGCUGCUCAGCUCGCUGAUAACGAAUCUGAAAUGGUUGACGCCCGUCUCGAUGUUCGCCAAUGUGUGCAUGAUCCUUGGACUGGCGAUAACAUUAUAUUAUGCACUGAAGGAUGGCUUGCCGGAGGUGAAGGAACGCGCCCUUUGGACGAAUGGUAGCCAGUUGGCGCUCUUCUUUGGCACCGCCAUCUUUGCCUUCGAAGGCAUUGCACUGGUGAUGCCCCUGAAGAAUGCCAUGCGCAAGUCGCAACAAUUUGAGAGUACACUGGGCGUUCUCAAUGUGGGCAUGUUUCUCGUCUCCGUCAUGUUCAUGUUCGCCGGAUGCGUUGGCUAUAUGAAGUGGGGCGAGCAUGUCGGCGGCAGUCUAACCCUCAAUCUCGGCGAUACCAUAUUGGCGCAGGCGGUCAAAGCGAUGGUCUCCAUGGGCGUAUUGCUCGGCUAUCCGCUGCAGUUCUUUGUCGCCGUCCAAGUGAUGUGGCCCAGUGCUAAGCAGAUGUGCGGCAUCGAGGGCCGUUCCCUGAGUGGUGAACUCAUCUUUCGCAGCCUGCUUGUGAUCGUGACGCUUGCCAUAGCAGAACUGGUGCCGGCUUUGGGUCUAUUCAUCUCACUGAUUGGAGCACUCUGCUCGACGGCAUUGGCGCUGGUCUUUCCGCCGGUCAUCGAGCUGAUUGCUCACAGCGCACCCAGCAAGGGACCCGGCCUCUGGAUUUCAAUGAAGAAUCUCAUCAUAUUGCUUCUGGCACUACUCGGUUUCUUUACCGGCUCAUACGAGAGUCUCAAACAGAUUGUCAAACACUUUGGCGAGGAGGAGUUGCUUUAAUUAUUUUAUCAUUAGAAAUUUAUCAAAUUUAUAUAUAAUAAUAUAUAUAUAUAUUUAUAUAUAUAUAUACACGUAUAAUACACGACAGUUGUAGUUUCUAUAUACCAUAUAUA